Messenger RNA from Chlamydomonas reinhardtii, 2128 nucleotides. RefSeq lists its product as uncharacterized. The record is from RefSeq and is a predicted model, not a curated record. The coding region runs from base 333 to 1469 and encodes 378 amino acids. Lineage: Eukaryota; Viridiplantae; Chlorophyta; Chlorophyceae; Chlamydomonadales; Chlamydomonadaceae. The transcript has 4 exons.
CCGACUGCCGUUGGGGACGAGGGGAAAAGGGCGCGCACACACACACACACACACACACACACACACACACACACACACACACACACACACACACACACACACACACACACAGUCGCACAGUCGCAGCCAGGUUGGUGUGGCUGGUUGUGGUGUGUUUGGUGUGGGUGGUGGCACAGGUGGGCGUGCUGCUGCGCCGGGUGCGGGUGUGCGGGUGAGUGGGAUACGCACGCCCGUUAUGGCAUCUUACGGUACAAGGAUGCCCGCGGGGCAGGCGACACUCGAUGCAAACGGGCACCAGCAGAGCCUCCUGUUGUUUCUUUGCACGCACUGAAAUGGCCAGUCUUUGUGCGCUUCGGCUCAGGGCCAGCAGCGGCCUCCAGCUGCUGCAGCCGGGACCGCGGUCCCGGGUUGCCCCGGCACCGACACCGACACCGCACCACCGCCGCACCGCUGCCCCGCGUCCCCCUGUUGGAUGCAGCAGCAACAGUGCGCAGCAGGCGUCAGGUACUUCCUCGCAGCCACCCGAGCGGCUGCAGCAGCAACAGGCGCAGCAGCAGCAGCAGACCACAGCCGGCAGUAGCAGCGCCCGCGUUGCGACCGGCAGCGGGCUGGUGGAGCUGCGUUUCGUUUCAAGCAGCCCGGCCAUUGAGAGCGAAGCCAGCAGCGCUCAGCCGCAGACGGGCGGCAAAGCCCUGUUCGCGGACCGGGCGCUGCUGUGGCACGCGUCGCCGUCCUUUGCCCGCUGCAUCGACGAGGCGAUGGGGAAUGACAGUGGUGGCGCCAGCAAGCAAAUUGUGAUCCCAAUGCCGGCGAGCGAGGAGGCAGCCGUGUCGUGGGAGCCUGUGCUCCGGCUGCUGCGGCAAGAGGACCUGCUGCCGGUCACCUGGGCCAACCUGCCGGACCUGCUGCGUGUGGCCCACACCUACGACAUGGCCGCGGUGCGCUCCGCCUGUGUGGUUUUCAUCUCGCUGCACGUCAGCCAGGUGUCGCUGCGGGACGCGCCGCUGGAGUCUGCACAGAACGUGCUGCACCUCGCCUCCCUGGCCAACAGGUACCUACACAUGAACAUUAUUAUCCUUCCCACCGGCAACACCGGCAGCGGCAGCGGCGGUGGCGGUGGCAGUGGUGUCAGCAGCAGCAAAGGAGGCGCCUCUGCAGCUUUCAGGGUCUCUGGCACGCAGGCCUGUGCUGCUGCUGCCGACUCGCACCGUGCCGGAUUGGAGCCGCAGCUGCUUCCCCUCGUGGCGUGCAUACCAGCGGUGAUGCAUAACGCCCUGGCGCAGCUGCGGUAUGAACACGACCAACCCUCACAAUCGUACCACUACGCAAGGUCGGUAGUUGACCGGCUGCGGGAAAUCUCCGGCCAUCCCAAGUACAAGGAGAUUGUGACCGAGCCCGUGCGGGAUGCGCUGUUGGCGGCCCUCCUGGCGGGCUUUGCAUGCGAGACGCCGUUCAUCAUCUCCCAAUGAGGUCCGCCCUUGAGCCCGCCAGGCAGGUUGCACCCUACCCGUGUCUUCCAUCUACGCUAUAGAAAGCUUGCUUGCCCACAUCCGCCGAAUGCGGUAAGAUUUCCUGGGUAGCUUCUGCGGAGCGUAGAUGUGUUGACGCGGACUUGGUAGGAUCUUCAACGUUCAGGGCGGGGUGGGGGUGGGGGGGGUGGGGGACUUGGCAGCUUGCCCCUUAAGAGCAUUUGCCGGGCGGAUAGAGGCGGUGCGGAAGUACGCAGGUGUGGUGGACCUCUGGGCGGCAUGCAUCGCCUGGUGGGCAUUGCCACAGGAGCAGCGGACGGAUUGAUGUGAUGAUGUGUGGACAGAACGAUUUGAUGCUGGCAACAAGUCAGCCGGUGCAGCAGGAGCGCCCUGCCAAGGCUUUCUGAAAGAGCUGUGAGACUUUCGCGCCGUCGGGCCUUCCUGUCACUGUCCGCGUCCUGAACAAUGAAGUGGUAUGUUGGAGUUGAUUGCAUGGGAUGAGGUGUUGCAGUUUGCAGUUGCUGGUGAAGUCAGCUAGUAGGCGUGAGGCUGGCGCGGUCCUGAGCUGCUUAUUGCUCGUGCGUGUUGGCACGUGCUUUUGCUUGCUGCCAUGCAUUUCAUGUAUUGCGCACCCAUGGAAUGUCCACGCUCUUUGGUGU